Messenger RNA from Eremothecium gossypii ATCC 10895, 1830 nucleotides. It is a transcript of the gene AIM44, whose product is annotated as Aim44p. The record is from RefSeq and is marked provisional. Bases 1 to 1830 code for a protein of 609 amino acids. The transcript has a single exon. NCBI's taxonomy places the organism in Eukaryota, Fungi, Ascomycota, Saccharomycetes, Saccharomycetales, Saccharomycetaceae.
AUGCCUAUCGGGAAGCUGAGGAGGAGUAAAGCGAUAUCGUUUCGUGGCCCGGCGUCGCCCUCCUUGAAGUUCAAAAGCUUUGAAACUCUUCAGGGCAAGCCCCUAGGGGAGAUGGGACAGAACGGACACAAGCAGGAAGAGGACAUGGCGGCACAGCGGCCGCAUUUUCCUGCGGAAGCGGGCGCAGAACAAGAAAUGAAAUGUCAUGUCGCCGAGACACCCGCACAGAACUCGCAAGUCCCCUCGACCACCAUGGAAAAUGGUUUCUAUUCCUUUGCAAACAUUUCUGACAACACCACGAAUAAGAACACCAACCGGUACUCCUAUUUGUCGGACAACACUGCAUGCCAGCUGCUUGCGCCAGCAACCGGCACCGACUAUUAUAAGUCGCUAACGCCCACCAUGAAGCCGAUCACGGAAAGACAGAAUCAUGCAGGUACUACCAUGAGCCUGGACACCAUACCGACGGCAGAAAACAUUUCCUUCCAGAUCACGCUCCCGACGGUCCCGCCAUCUGUCAUUUCAUCUCGGUCUUCGCUCAUCAAUCGGCAGCGAAGCUUGUCCAUGCGGUACAGUAGUCCCUCUUCGAUGUCCUCGCUGGGAUCGACGCCCACAAAGCUCACCACAUUGAAGAGGUCCAACGCCAUCCGCUGCAAAGGUGGCCUGUUGCAAUUCUUUUCGCAGUAUGCAGUGAAGACAGGCAAAAAGUUGGUGAAGUGGAAGAUUGCACUUCGAAAGCGGCUGUUCAAGUUCCAGAGGAGGUCGACAAAGAACAAGAAGAACAGCUCACCGACCACUUCGCAUUUGAAGCGUGUGAAUGGAUAUGUUUCGAAUGUGAGAAGAUCGUUCUCCACCCAGUCAAGGCUAGCCCUUGUGCCUGAGAUCGUGCGCCGAACGCCUUCUCGGAGACACUUGACAGCAAACACAGGCAUGAAGGACGCAACACCUGCUUCUCCGAGCAGAACCUCGAUCCGGCGCACGCCGUCUUCAAUCAAGCGUGCGGCCUCGACGCUGAGCUCCAACUACGUAUACCGCGACGGCUCUGACACCUCGUCACAAGCACCCGAACUGAAGAGUACCGGCAGCUCUUUGGCCCCCGCACCCUCACAGAUGGUGAGGUCAACUGCAUUAACAUCGCUGAAUUCAAUAGUAAGACAACCUUCCAUUGUUGUCAACAACAAGGUCAUACCCCUUUCGAGGUUUCCGGGAGAGAAAAUGCAACUUCCUAUCCGAGAGGAGGACGAAGAGGAAGAGGAACCGAGCACUAAAACUGACGACUAUGUCAUUGACACCUCGAAGAGAAUGAGCACAAUUGGGGAGAUACAAGCUAGCAGGAUCAGCUCAUCUUCCGGAAGCAUUAGCAGUCAUUCAUCAAGUAUUCAAUCUUCGCAUUUUGAUGACGCCAGCAAUUCCUGCCCAUUAAAUGAUUCCAUCGAGUCUGAUUCCGAUAUAGAAUGCACGAGGACAGCUUGGAACCAUUUUUUGCGGACGGUGAUUGCCGAGAGAAUUAGGAUGAGAUUACAACUGGCAAAGCUACAGGAGUUGGCGCUUCUGAAGGAUGACUCAUUAGACAUUUUGUAUGCCGUAUUAAGAAAGACACUCGAUGAGCCAGCCGACAAAUCGUCGUCCACAUACGAUCCUGAUAUUAUGCCAGAAAACAAUUCUGAAACUGGCCUGGGGAAUGGGUUUAGAAGUAGCGACCAGCUUUCACGGUUAAAGGAGGGCAGUAGAAAGAGAAACACGAGCAGCUCCACCAUGUUAGCCCUUCCAGAAGCCUUGGCAACGGUAAGAAGGUCUAUCACAAUGCCGGUCGGUUUGAAUUAUAUUUGA